AUGAGAGCCCUGGUCCUCGCCCCCAAGGACAAAUUUGUCACCGUACAAGACAUUCCUAUUCCUGAACCCAGCCCAUCGGAGAUUUUGAUCCGGGUUGGCGCUGUUGCGUUGAACAGAGUUGAUUGGCUAUAUACUGCCAACCCUGUAGCUACGCAGGACUACCGCGUGGUCGGAAGUGAUUUUGCAGGCGAGGUUGUAAAGGUUGGCUCAGAUCUUGACAAAGUGGAUGAUUCCCGUGUCAAAGUCGGCACGAGAGUUGCAAGUUUUGUGCAGGCUUGCUCUGUCAACGAGCGACCGGGCGCAUUUGCUCAAUACGUCUGCAUUGAGUGGGAUCUCGCGUGGCACAUCCCCGAUAACAUGUCCUUUGAAGAAGCCGCCGGCAUCAGUUUGUGCGGUCUCACUGCAGCCCAGGGGGUUUUCAGUCGCCUUCAACUUCCUUGUCCGUUUGCCGAAACCGAGGGUUAUGGUCACCUUGGCCUGAACUCUGGCGACCAUGUCAAUAUUCUUAUCUAUGGAGCGACUACAUCUCUCGGUCUUUUUGCUGCUCAAUUGGUCCGCCUGAGCGAGAAGUUUUCGGGCACUAAGGUCAAUCUUAUCGGGGUAGCAAGUGCCUCGAAACAUGACCUACUUCGGGCAAAGCCCUAUGCUUUUGAUGCUCUGAUCGACUACCAUGAUGUCGAUUGGACUGAGCAAGUCAAGAAACUGACUGCUAACACUGGUGGUGUGCACUAUGCAGUUGAUGCUGUAUCUGUUUCGCCAACUGUUGAGCAAGUCGAAUCAAUUUUGGCUCCUGGCGGUCGCUUCACAGUGUACCGAAGUCCAGCUCUGGGAAAAUUUGACAAUACUAAAUUGCGCAUCAAGCCCUUGAUCGGCGCUGUUUGGGAGGGCUUGGGAGUUGAAAUCGGUUACCAAGGUGCGAGUAUUCCAGCGAAUCCUCAAGCACGCAAGUUCGCUGCCGAAUUCUUCAAUUUUCUUGGUUCAGAAGCUUGCCAGCGCAAGGUCAAGCUGUAUAGCAACCCCGUUCGUCAAAUGCCUGGUGGUCUUGAUAAGAUUGCCGAAGAGGGCCUGCCACUUAUUUCUCCAAACAAGGUGCCGGGAGUUCGUGCAGUUAGUGCCGAGAAGGUUGUCUAUACUAUCGCAUAA
This is a messenger RNA of Fusarium proliferatum ET1, 1143 nucleotides long. RefSeq lists its product as uncharacterized. NCBI's taxonomy places the organism in Eukaryota, Fungi, Ascomycota, Sordariomycetes, Hypocreales, Nectriaceae. Gene Ontology annotation, molecular function: oxidoreductase activity, acting on NAD(P)H. The transcript has 3 exons. Bases 1 to 1143 code for a protein of 380 amino acids. The record is from RefSeq and is a predicted model, not a curated record.